Messenger RNA from Ipomoea nil (Japanese morning glory), 1101 nucleotides. RefSeq lists its product as uncharacterized. The transcript has a single exon. Lineage: Eukaryota; Viridiplantae; Streptophyta; Magnoliopsida; Solanales; Convolvulaceae. Bases 1 to 1101 code for a protein of 366 amino acids. The record is from RefSeq and is a predicted model, not a curated record.
AUGGGAUUUCAUCAAUCAAAGGCAGAUCCUUCUCUGUUUAUCAAUGGAAAUGGUAUGAAUUUUUUGGCCAUUCUCGUAUAUGUGGAUGACAUCUUUGUCAGUAGCCCAUCCAUUAGCCUCAUUCGAGAACUCAAAACAUAUCUUGAUGACACAUUCAAGAUCAAAGACUUGAGCAAUCAUGGCUAUUUUCUUGGUAUUGAAGCUCAUAUGACUAGUACAUGCUUGAAUUUAUGUCAGCAUAAAUUUGCUUUAGACAUUCUAAUAGAGGCUGGAUUUCUUGACUCUAAACCGGUUAGCACCCCCAUGGUCUCAGGACACCGGUUAGACAAAGAUGGUGGUGAAGCAGUAACUGAUGUCGCAAGUUAUAGAAGGUUGAUAGUUCAUCUGCUUUACCUCACGGCAACUCGACCUGAGAUAUCUUUUGCUGUGCAACAACUAAGUCAAUUCGUUGAUUCCCCUACCAAUGGACACAUGUCUUCUACUCACAGAGUGUUACGCUACAUCAAAGCUACACCCGGCCAAGGUAUUUUCUACCCACAGAAUGGAGACAUGCAGCUCAAUGUGUUCUCUGACUCGGAUUGGGCGACUUGUUCGACAACACGUAAGUCAAUCACAAGCUUUUGUGUUUUCCUAGACUCAGCUCUUAUCUCAUGGAGAUCAAAGAAGCAAGCUACGGUUUCUCGUUCGUCAUCCGAAGCAGAAUAUCGUGCUCUUGCUGCUGUAGUUUGUGAAGUGCAAUGGCUCAACUAUCUCCUCAAAGACUUGCAAGUAGAACUGAGUAGACCUACCGCUGUCUUCUGUGAUAAUAAAUCCGUUGUUGCCAUCGCCGAAAACUCUGUAUUUCAUGAGACAACCAAGCAUAUAGAAAUAGAUUGUCAUAUUAUUCGGGAGAAGUUAACGCAAGGUCUUGUUAAACUCCUGUCCAUCUCUUCCUCAAACCAAGUUGCCGAUGGUUUCACUAAGGCUCUUCCUACGGCACAAUUUCACUUGUUCCUCUCUAAGCUGGGCAUUCAAGACCUACACGCUCCAGCUUACAGGGGGUAUUGGAGCAUGCAACACGUGGAGAAGCUCACCAAGUUGAGGGGCAGUGGAGUAAAAUAG